AUACAUAUUUUUAUAUCUAACGUCUCGGUUCCAAUGAUCUACCAAAAAGUAGAAUAAAAUAAAGAUUCAAAGAAGAUGGGGCUUGAUCUUGAUCUGGAAUCAAUAUCCGAGGCGACGUCAGGAGCCGUUGGAUCACUCGUGAGCACCACUCUGCUGUACCCGCUCGACACCUGCAAAACCAGGUACCAAGCCGAAGUUCGAGGCAAUGGUCGGGCCAAAUACAGGAACCUUUCGGAUGUGUUUUGGGAAGCAAUAUCCACACGCCAGGUUCUUUCGCUGUAUCAGGGUCUCGAAACAAAAAACCUGCAAUCCUUCAUUGCUCAAUUUGUUUAUUUCUAUGGGUAUAGCUACUUCAAAAGACUAUAUGUGGAAACAAGUGGUGUUAAAUCAAUAGGGACGAGAGCAAACUUAGUCCUUGCAGCUGCUGCUGGAGCUUGCACUGCUAUUUUAACUCAGCCUUUGGAUACAGCCUCAUCAAGGAUGCAGACAAGUGCCUUUGGAAAAUCCAAAGGAUUGUGGAAGACCCUUACAGAGGGCAGCUGGAUUGAUGCAUUUGAUGGUCUCGGAAUCUCCCUGUUGCUGACCGCAAACCCUGCAAUUCAGUAUACAGUGUUCGAUCAGCUAAAACUCAGACUCUUGAAAGGGAAAGAUAAAUCGGGCAAGGGUUCAUCGCCAGAAGCCCUUUCUGCCUUCACAGCAUUUGUUGUAGGUGCAGUCUCGAAGACUGUUGCCACCGUUCUGACCUAUCCUGCCAUCAGGUGUAAGGUCAUGAUCCAAGCUGCUGAUGAAGAUGAUGGAAAAACCAAAAACCCCCGGCCAAAGUCCAGCAAAACGAUUCCAGCAGUCCUAUGCGCUAUAUGGAAAAGGGAAGGGAUUCUCGGCUUCUUCAAGGGAUUGCAUGCUCAGAUCUUGAAGACCGUCCUGAGCUCGGCAUUGCUUCUGAUGAUCAAGGAAAAGAUCUCCGCUGCUACUUGGGUUCUUCUACUUUCAAUCAGAAGGUCUCUAUUGCUCACAAGGGGCAGACUAAAAAGUGCUUGAUUGCAAUUGUGUCGACGAGAAUUUGCAGAAUUCACAUGUAAAUUAUGUAAGAGUUUUAUCUGCUUACCUGAAACAGAUGUACCCUUUGAAUUCGGGGUACUAAGGCCAUCUCCAACCGAUCCGACCAGAGGAGCUUGUACUCUUGCAAUAAAGCAGUUUUCUUUGUUAGAGGAGAAGGAUGGUUCAGGCCUUGCUUCAAAGAUGGUGGCCUUGUCAAUCUGUUGGAGCUUGGUAUUUAGGAUGAAACUUUCAUUCAGAGAAAUAAUGUAGCGCAGAAAAUUUGGUCUGCAAAAAUAUUGAUUUAAAAAUUUUAAUUGUAUAAGAUUUAUUACCCUGGUAAAUGUGAUUUACUGAUAGUAAUAUUAUUUGUGAA
Molecule: messenger RNA, 1411 nt
Organism: Pyrus x bretschneideri (Chinese white pear)
Lineage: Eukaryota; Viridiplantae; Streptophyta; Magnoliopsida; Rosales; Rosaceae
Product: peroxisomal adenine nucleotide carrier 1
Exons: 5
Coding region: 76-1038 (320 amino acids)
Biological process (GO): transmembrane transport; peroxisome organization; ATP transport
Cellular component (GO): peroxisomal membrane
Molecular function (GO): ATP transmembrane transporter activity; ADP transmembrane transporter activity
Source: RefSeq, a predicted model, not a curated record